This is a messenger RNA of Danio aesculapii, 2212 nucleotides long. It is a transcript of the gene septin4b, whose product is annotated as septin 4b. The record is from RefSeq and is a predicted model, not a curated record. Gene Ontology annotation, cellular component: septin complex; cell division site; microtubule cytoskeleton. Lineage: Eukaryota; Metazoa; Chordata; Actinopteri; Cypriniformes; Danionidae. Gene Ontology annotation, molecular function: molecular adaptor activity; GTP binding; GTPase activity. Gene Ontology annotation, biological process: cytoskeleton-dependent cytokinesis; regulation of exocytosis.
GUGUGUAUGCGCACCGCUCUACUAGAGUGAUCAGCAAGAAGAGCAGAGAUCCACAGGGGCUGCAGAAGCUAAGCUGAGCUGUAGAGGAGUGUGUGCAUGAGUGUGUGUGUGUGUGUGUUUCUGAGCCAGGAGGAUGCUGGAGCCGCUGGAGGAGCAUCUAGAUCAGCCUUUACCUGCUGAGCACCUCCCUAAGGAAGACUCAGAGGAUUCUGAGCUGGAGCACAUCAUGGGACGCCCCCCACCCCCAGAGGGCCACAACAGACCCCACACCCCCGGGUCCCCCACCCUGAGGCCUGCGGCAGCACCUAGGGGCCCCGGAGAGCAUGAGUCCAGAACCGGGGUUCCGCGGGGCCGUGUGGAGUUUAGCCUGCCAUCCCCCAUCAGCCCAUCCAGGCCUAAAAGCCCCUGGGGCCGCUAUGACCCCUAUGAUGCCACUGAGGACCAGGAUAAGGAGUAUGUGGGGUUCGCUACGUUGCCAAACCAGGUUCACCGUAAAUCUGUGAAGAAGGGCUUUGACUUCACGCUAAUGGUGGCAGGAGAGUCAGGUUUAGGAAAGUCCACGCUGGUCAACAGUCUGUUCCUCACAGAUCUCUACAAAGACCGCAAGCUGCUGAAUGCUGAAGAGCGGAUCACACAGACGGUGGAGAUCACCAAACAUACAGUGGACAUCGAGGAGAAGGGUGUCAAGCUCAAGCUCACCAUUGUGGACACGCCAGGCUUCGGGGAUGCCGUCAAUAACACAGAAUGCUGGAAGUCAGUGGCAGACUACAUUGACCAGCAGUUUGAGCAGUAUUUCAGAGACGAGAGUGGGCUGAACCGGAAGAACAUUCAGGAUAACCGUGUGCACUGCUGUCUCUACUUCAUCUCACCCUUCGGUCACGGUCUCAGACCUCUGGAUGUGGAGUUCAUGAAGGCUCUUCAUGAGAAGGUGAACAUCGUCCCUGUGCUGGCCAAAGCAGACACACUCACACCGGUAGAGGUCAAGAAGAAGAAGAUUAAGAUUCGAGAAGAGAUUGAGCAGUAUGGCAUCAAAAUCUACCAGUUUCCAGAUUGUGAUUCAGACGAGGACGAGGAGUUCAAGCAGCAGGACCAGGAGCUGAAGGACAGCAUCCCCUUCGCUGUGAUUGGCAGUAACACUGUAGUGGAAGCCAAAGGCAAGCGGGUUCGAGGACGGCUGUACCCCUGGGGGAUCGUUGAGGUGGAGAACCCAGCGCACUGUGACUUCGUGAAGCUGAGGAAUAUGCUGGUGCGCACACACAUGCAGGACCUGAAGGACGUGACCCGGGAAACACACUAUGAGAACUACAGAGCGCACUGCAUCCAGAGCAUGACGCGCAUGGUGGUGAAGGAGCGCAACCGCAAUAAGCUGACGCGGGAGAGCGGCACAGAUUUCCCCAUCCCCACAGCGCCCGGCAUCAGCGACAGCGAGACCGAGAAGCUGAUCCGGGAGAAAGACGAGGAGUUGAGGCGGAUGCAGGAGAUGCUGCAGAAGAUCCAGGAGCAGAUGCACACACAGAGGGAGGUGUACGAGCACAUCUGAAGAACACACACACACAGAGAGAGAGAGAGAGAGAGAAGAGAAGAUGUAUGAGCACAUCUGAAGAACACACACACACACAGACCACCACAGAGAUGUAUGAGCACAUCUGAAGAACACACACACACACACACAGAGGUGAGGGCAUGCACACAGGCUGGUAUUGGUCAUUUAUGAGGACUCUACAGGUGUAAUAUAAGCCCCCUCCCCCAUACAUACCCCUAACCCCGCCCUCACACACCUGUGGAUGAUUAUUAAUGUCAUACACACCUGGUUAAAUAUGAUUUUAAAACUAUUUUAAAUAAUGAGGACACAACUCUUGUCCUCAUAAACCACCAUAUUCACCCCGGUGUCCUCAUAAACCACCAUAUUCACCUCUGUGUCCUCAUAAACCACCAUAUUCACCUCUGUGUCCUCAUAAACCUACACACAUGUGGAUGAUUAUUAAUGUCAUACACACCUGGUUAAAUAUGAUUUUAAAGCUAUUUUAACUAAUGAGGACACAACACCUGUCCUCAUAAACCACAAUAUUCACCUCGGUGUCCUCAAACCACAAUAUUCACCUCGGUGUCCUCAUAAACCACCAUAUUCACCUCGGUGUCCUCAUAAACCACAACAUUCACCUCGGUGUCCUCAUAAACCACAAUAUUCACCUCGGUGUCCUCAUAAACCACC